AGAGAGGUGUUCCACUUGGCAGGUUCUACUGUGCAUUGUAUACAUCCGGUAAAAAUAUUGCAUACUAUAGUACUGAAAUAACAAAAUCACAGAACAAACAAAUAAAUGAAACCCUGCACCUUUUUGACGUUGGAUUACACAACUAUACACCAUAUUCAAAAUCUUCAAUCCAUCGCCCAAAAUGCACAAUUUUUCUUCAAUCAAACAACCUAUUUAUGGAAUACUUACCCAAUUAUGACCUUAACUCAAUACGGACAUGCUGUACAUAUGAUACAUGUACUCUGGUACAUAUAGUAAAUGUUAACUCAACUAAAGCACUGUUACAGUAAAACCUAUUUGAAAGAACAUCUCUUUGUAAGGAACACAGGACAACAAAGAACAAUUUUGGAAGUCAGCGCAUAUACAAAGGUUUUACUGUAUAUGUUACAAAAAUAUU
Molecule: messenger RNA, 436 nt
Organism: Owenia fusiformis
Lineage: Eukaryota; Metazoa; Annelida; Polychaeta; Sabellida; Oweniidae
Source: the annotation of a GenBank genome assembly